Messenger RNA from Seminavis robusta, 6123 nucleotides. The record is from the annotation of a GenBank genome assembly. NCBI's taxonomy places the organism in Eukaryota, Bacillariophyta, Bacillariophyceae, Naviculales, Naviculaceae.
AUGGCUGAAGAUCAAUCAAAGGCCAACCGGUUUGGAGCCGGAUGGGGUGGCUUUAACAACUUGCGCAAGCAAGCUCAGGAAAUGGGCACCAAGAUGGGAGCUCAAAUGGAGCAAGCCGCCGCGAAAAGGACACCCAACAAUAGCAGUCACGGCAUGAAGGUCGCUGCCGAAGCGGAAGCGGAUGCGCCCGCGACGACGAAAUCGGCCGCGGACGGUCACUCCAAAGAAGAGUUGCUGGCCGUGUUACAGAAAAUGAACAAAAAGGUCAAGGCGCUGAGUGUCCUCCGACAGCAAUUAACCGAACGUGCCGAAUCCGCCGAAACAUCCAAAGCCAAAUUGGUGGCGUUGCUCAAGGAAGAAAUUCUACAGAAUGCCAUGCUGGAAGAAAAUACUGCUGCCGAUGAAGCUGAACAGCUUCAAAAAGCAUGGAGACAAAUGGACGAAAACAAUCAACUCACUCUGCAGAGUCUACAGUCGGAAUUCAAAAAACAAGCCAUGGCACAUCAGGAAGCUGUCAAAAAGUUACAGGCCAAUGGACACGACAACAGCGGCAGUAGCGGCAGUAAUGGCAAUAGUAGUGGCGUGAGCAAGGAAGAAAUGGAGCAAAUCAAAGAUCAGUACCGCAAAGAUUUGCAAGAUGCCAUGGAGCAAAUGGAUAAGAAACGACAACAAGAAGUCGCAAUCUUGCAAGAAAAACUAGACAAGGCGCAAGCAGCAUCUAGUACAGCAUCUAGUACAGGAGCAGAUGCCAAAGGCGCCAUUAGCGAAGAAGCACACAAGGCAGAAUUGAACAAACUCAAGGGAUUGGCCGCGCAGCAACUAAAAGCAUUCAAAACCAAGGUUGCCACGGCACGACAAUCCGAACUGGCCAAACUACGGGAGGAGUUGGGAAAAGAAUCCGAACAAAAAAUGACGGCCAAAGUGGCCGAGCUACAGGCUGCGCACCAACAAGAAUUGCAAAAUGCCACGGCCAGCAACAACAGCCAAGGUGAACAGGAAACAGCUGCCGUGAAAGAACAACUCGCAAAGGAGUACGAAUCCAAAAUGCAAGCCAAGCUUGCCGAGUUGAAAGCAGCACAUGAGCAAGAGUUGCAGAACACCACUGCCAAUAGUACCAAGCAAGCUGGUGAACAGCAAGAAGCCAUCAAACAGCAACUCACGAAGGAGUUUGACGCCAAGAUUGCCGAAUUGAAAGCAGCUCAUCAGCAGGAGCUGCAGAACGCCACUGCCAACACUAGCCAGCAAUCCGGGGAACAGCAAGAAGCUAUCAAACAGCAACUCGCGCAAGCAUACGAAGCCAAAAUGGCGCAGCUCAAACAAACCUUGGAGCAAGACCAUUCGCAGCAAUUCGAAAAACUCAAACAAGCGACGACGGGACAACUUGAGGCGCUCAAGGCAUCCAUGAUGGAAUCUCACACCGCCGAAAUGAACAAUCUAAAAGGGCAAGCAGAAGCGGCCAAGGCUCAAGCAAUCGAGGAAGCACGAAAGCAAGCGGAACUUGCUGCGAAACAGACGGUCGAACAACAAAAGCAACAAGAAAUUGAAUCGCUCAAACAGUCGCAUCAAAGAGGCUUGGAGAUGGUUAAACAAGAGUCACAGAUGCAACUGAUGAAGUAUACCGAAACAGCCGAUGGGGCUGCCCUGGCGGCCAAGGCAUCAGAGGAUAAGGUCCUAACAUUGCAGCAACAAAUUGCCGCUCUGCAGGAGAAACAUCAAAAGGAUUUGGAUUUGCUCAAGACCAAAUCAGAAGAACAGCUCCAAAAAUCCACCGAGAGUGCCAAUGCUAAUUCACAAAAGGCAAAGGAAUCCGAGGAGAAGGUCGCGUCAUUGGAGAAGGAGGUUGGCAACCUCAAGGAAACCCACCGAAAGAGUCUCAUGUUACUUCAGCAAGAGUCGCAGAUGCAACUGAUGAAGUUCACGGAAAAUGCCGACGGCGCUAACCAGGCAGUCAAGGCAUCGCAAGAACAAGUUGCAUCGCUUCAACAGGAAAUUGCUACCUUGACGGAAACUCAUCAGAAGGAGUUCAAGCUCAUGAAGCAGGAAUCUCAGCUGCAGCUGACCCAACUUACAGAAAAGUCGACCACUGCGUCGGAGACUGCGAAAUCAUUGGAAGAAAAGGCGGCUUCUCUGCAGAAGGAAAUGGAAACGGUAAAGCAGGCGCAUUCAUCGGAAGUGGCAAACCUUAAGCAACAGGUUGCUCUUGUGACGUCGCAAGCUGAGGAAGAGCGCCAGCAGCAAGUUCAGAAAUUGGAAGCAAAACAUAAAGAACAACUGAGUGAACUUUCAAAGCAGAUAGAACAGGAGACGCAGGCGAAGAGUCAAGAAAUCGCGACUUUGAAGCAAUCCCAUCAAAAGGAACUCGAGACGGUGAAGGGCAAAUUGGACGCACAGGUUAGGGAAUUAACAACAAAUGCCCAGCGUACUUCGCAAACAGCAAAGGCAGCGGAAGAACGAAUUGUAUCUCUGCUGAAGGAGAUCGAAACGUUGAAGGCGCAGCAUGAGGGGGACAUUGGGUCGUUGAAGCAGCAGAUUGAGCAGACGCGUUCAGCUAUGGCAGCGCAAGGAGCAGAAGAGCAACAGCAGCGUCUACAAGACAUGGAACAAUCCAAUCAUGCCAAUCUGCAAGAGCUGACUAAAAGGAAGGAUGCAGAGGUCAAAGCAAAGCAACUUGAAAUGGAUGCACUCAAAAAGAGUCAUCAACAGGCCCUUGAUGCUCUGAAGGCAGAAUCUCAAUCUUCUCUUGACAAGUCAUCUAAGGAAGCUGAAAAAAUUGCUCAAACCAUCAAAGAAUCUCAAGAAAAGAUUAUGACUCUUGAGAAGGAUCUGACUUCAUUGAAACAAAGCCACGCAGCAGAAAUGACGACCAAAGAGAAAGAAGCGGAGCAGAAACAAAUCGAAGCAGUCGCCGCAGUAAAACAAAAGUUCUCGCAACAAGCCCAAGCAUGGCAGAAAUCUAACUCUGACACACACAAGGCCCAAAUGGACAAGUUGCAAGAUGAACACAAGGCGGCGUUGGCCAAGGCUGUAGACGAAACGAAAGUGGCAGGGGACCAGGAAAAGGCUGCUCUCAAGACGGAAAUGGCAAAGAAGAUCGCCGAUGAGCAAAAGAUGUUGUCACAGCUAAAUUCAGAAAAGGAAGCCUUGCAAGAAAAGGAGAAAUCGCUUGUUGCGAAUGUCGAAAGUCUAAACUCCCAGCUUGUGAAACUCAAUGACGAGAAGGCAUCGCUUGAAGCGGCAGUUCAAGACACUGGCAAGGACGCUAGCAAAGCCAUGGAGGACGCUUUAGCUCGUCAACGUACUUCGUUUGAGCAGAACAUAGCCGACACCAACAAUCGACAUGCCGAAGCGGCGAAGGCUUUGGAGGAGAAACUUGCUGUCGCGACUGAUUCGCUUCAAAUGCAAAAGCAACAAUUGGAAGAGGUACAAGGACAAUUGGCGAAUGCACAAACUAUCUCAACCAAGGCUGCCGCAGAGGCCGACUCCAAGGUCGACCAACUGAUCUCCGAGAAGCAAAAGCUCGCCGAAGAGGUGGAGGCCCAAAAAGUAGCACUGGAAAAAAUGAAGUCCGAGGCCGCAGAGCAAGCAGGAGCGAGGGAGGAGAGUCUAAUGGCUGAAGUAGACAGCUUGUCCAAGAAGCUGAAGGACAAUGAAACGACAGUGAUCACCAUGAAGCAGGAGCAUGAAAAAGCGAGUUCCCAGGCUCAGGCGGAAAUUGAAAAGCUUCGCCAGCAAUGUAAAGCCGCGGAGGCUUCACUUCAGGCCACAGGCUCCGAAACAGCCGCGAAAGUGCAAGAAUUGCAAGCUGAGAUUGCCAAGGUCUCUGCGGCUUCCGAAGAGCGCAUCAAGUCCGCCGUCGACGCAGCAAACGCGGAGAAGGAAAAGGAUAAGACGGCCUUGAAGACAGAAAAGGAGCAGGAAGUAGCAGAACUGAAAGCUAAGCUGGAGAAAGCCAUGGAACUCAUCAAGAAAAUCAAAGCAACAAGUGCCAAGAAGGUUGGCGAGAUUGAGAAGAGUCAAACAGCGGCAAAGCAAAAACUCGAGGAAGAAAAGACAUCCCUCGAGGCUUCUGCCAAAGACUUGGAAGCUAAGCUCAUGGAAGCUGUCAAAGCACGGGACGAAGCGUCCGCCAACCUUGACGCCAUGAAGAAGAAGAGCGAGGAAGAAAACACCGCGCUUCAAGAGUUCUUGGAGAAAGAGAAAGGAGCCGCCACGAAGCUUCGCGAGGACUACGACGCAAAGGUCCAAGUCCUGCAAAAACAGCUCGAAGAUGCGCUAACGCAAGCGGAACAAGCGGGAGUUCCCGAGGACGUGAAGAAGGAGUUCGAGGGCAAAAUCAGCGCUCUAGAGAAACAGUGUGCCGAGGAGGCUGAUAAUGCCAAGAAGGCCCUCCAAGUUGCGAAAGAUGAGCGCGAAGCAUCAGAAUCGAAACUUCAGGAAGAAAAAAAGGCGGCUGCGACUAAAGUUUCAGAGUUAUCUGACAAAUUGAAGCAGACAAUCGCAGCGGCCGAGAAGGAAAAGGAGAAGCUUCGCAAGGACAUGGAAGCCUACGCUGACAAACUGAACGCCCAUUCAAAGUCUAGGUUUCAAGAAACGAAGAAGAAGCAUGACGAGGAGAUUGCCGCCAUGGUUACUAGGUGCAAGAACCAAGACGAUAUGAUUGUGAAACUUACCGAACGACUGAAGGGCAUGACAACAGCAACGAACACCCUCAAAGAGGAGAAGGAGACUUUGCAAGGGAAGGUCAAAGCGGAUGCAGCAUCUCAGAAGUCUCUGCAGAGAAAGCUUGACGAAGCACAGCAGGAAUUGAAUGCUGCGGUGGCCGAAAGCGUGUCGACUUCUGAGUCACUUCUGCAGCAGCAAGACAGGCUUGAAGCAGAAAAAGCUAAUCUCACAAACGAAAUGAAGAAACUGAAGCAAGAGAGAGACACCAGCAAGAAUAAGGUCGAAGAGCUCAGCGGAAAGCUUGAGGCGCUUUCAACAAAUUUAAAUGUCAUGGCAGAAGACAGGAAAGUUCAAGAUGGAAAACUACAAGACGCAGCAAAGAAUGAAACGAAGCUCCGCGCAAGUGAGAAGGAGGUUGGUGUGCUGCGGGAGCAAAUCACCAAGCUGAAGUUGGAAGUGACGAAGAGCGCAAGUUUGCUGACGCGGCUUCAAGCAGACAAAGAAUCCAGCGAACGCAACCAUGGCCAGAAAACAGCUCACUUGGGUAUGUUGGAAACCCAAUUAGCCGAAAUGAGUGACCAAAAUGCCGAGGCCAAUGCAAAAUUGGAAGCCGCGUUGUACGACCUUAGUCAAAAGGACGAAACCCUGCAAGAGGCUCAAGACAGGCUGCAAAAGGUCGAAUCCGAACUAUCGGAGACGAAGAAGGCCAAGAAACAGGCUGCUGAAGCUUUGUCGUCAGCCCAGAAGGGUGCAGAUGCGAAGAAGUCGAAAAUGGUCGAAUCGUUGCAACGAGAACUGCAAACGAUGCAACAACAGAUGUCGAAGAAGAGCUCUGCUGCUCAAAAAUUGAUUCAAGAACGGGAACAAGAAUGCAUGGAGCUUCGGAAACAGAACAAGACCCUGCAGCAAGAAGUUGACAAAGGCUCGUUGAGCGACAGAAGAAUCUUCGAACUUGCUGCAAAGCAAAGUAAUCGAGAAUCUGGUCAGGCGGUCGAGAUUGAAAUCCGCGACAAGCUCAUCGAACGAAUGAAGGAUGCACUGCUGGACCGUGAUGGCGAUCUGGCAACAGCAGAAAAGCACGUUGAGGAAGUCCAGGGACAAGUGGAAGAGCUCUGCCGAGUCCGUCGGAGAGAGGACGUGAAUUUGGACUACUUGAAGAGCGUAGUUGUCCAGUACCUCUCCAAACCACCAGGUACAAGCGAACGAGCUCGUUUGUUGCCUGUAUUAGCCACCUUGCUGCAGUUCGACAGCGAAGACUACCGCAUGAUCGAAGAGGGCAAGAAGAAACUCAGCUGGUGGGGCACAGUAGAGCCAGUGUUGAUUGGACAGGGAUCUCAAGCCCCUGCACCAAUACCAGCUCGGGCAUCCUCAACGCCUCAAGCACAGCAAGUUACAUCUGCGGAGGUGUCAAUUUCCCGAGGAACGGCACCCGCAGGGAAAAAGACAUCGUUGCAGUUUUAG